UACUCGCACAUACGUAGGUAUUGCAAAAUGUGUUACUUUUCUUGGAUUACAACGGUAAAAUCACGCGGCCUAAUCUGCAACUAAAAAGCUACACCGUACGUUGAUCCUCUGUCUUCGCGUGACAGUAUAGUGUAGUUCUUUUGUUCGGAAGAAUUUGGCGUGAGAAUGCCAUUUAUUCAGUACUUAACAAGAUUAAUUGGAUACAUAUGUUAAAUGUGCAGUGGAUUCCAUUCAUUGGUCAUACUGUUUCCGAUCAUUUGACAUGAGCCUUACAACGAUGAUUUACCUCGAAGAUAUAAAAAUAUGACCUGGUUAACAAGAUCAAGAAUAGACAAUUAUCAAAGAAUGGAUGUGGACGAGAUCGUUCCAGGCGUAUACAUAUCCGGAUGUGGUCCUGCAGCUAAUGAGGAAAUUCUAAAGCGUCUUCAGGUAACCCACGUGGUCAACAUGGCUUCCCUAUUUAGAAACAAGUUUCCGGAAUCGUUUUCCUAUCUAAAAAUAAACAUAGAAGACACUGAAGAUGAACCAAUUCAGACACAUUUUUCUACAGUGUUUAGAUUUAUUGACAGCUCUUUAACUCUAGAGGGACGAACACUUAUUCACUGCAAUGCAGGGGUGUCAAGGGCAGGAACCAUGGUAACGGCUUAUGUCAUGAAAAGCAAGGGCUUGGGUCUUAAAGACGCUUUGAAAUUUGUUCGGUCCAAAAGGAAGAACAAUCCGACCAUUCCAAACGACGGCUUCAUGAAAGAACUUAAAAAAUAUGAAAAGCAACUGAUUGCAAAUGGUGUUAUCAAGUGAACAACUUCAGAACCCCAACAGUAUACACGUUAAAGCACAUCCUGUGAAAGAUGUCUAGCUACCCGAGUAAACAGAUUGCAAGGGUAGAAAAAAAAGACGAUUCCAGGUGUUGACGGGGAAUGUUUCUCCAAGGAUAACUCAAUAGAGUGACAUGAAGAUGAAGGAGCUAGUCCUCUUCUAUAAGAUGUUCAAAUACAAUGGACUUUUUGUGAGCAGAAAUUGCUGUUGUUUCUUACAUUCGGAAAAUUAAUGAAAAUAAUGAGUUCAAUUACUUAUCUAUGGUCUUAUACAAUGCUAAAACUAUUUUCGUCUAUUACAAAUCGUGUAAUUGACUGUAAAUAGCAUUUUUUAAAAUCGUACUACUAAAGGGCAAAUCAUUCUACGCUAUAACUACGCUAUAAGUAGAACUCAUUAGUAUGCAGUGUUUAGGGCUUCCUUAAGUGGAAAAAUGGUUAAUAAACCAGAUGUGCAUAUUUUUUACACAUUUUUUAUU
This is a messenger RNA of Saccostrea cuccullata (small rock oyster), 1291 nucleotides long. RefSeq lists its product as uncharacterized. The record is from RefSeq and is a predicted model, not a curated record. The transcript has 3 exons. NCBI's taxonomy places the organism in Eukaryota, Metazoa, Mollusca, Bivalvia, Ostreida, Ostreidae. Gene Ontology annotation, molecular function: MAP kinase tyrosine/serine/threonine phosphatase activity; protein tyrosine/threonine phosphatase activity; MAP kinase tyrosine phosphatase activity. Gene Ontology annotation, biological process: protein dephosphorylation; negative regulation of MAPK cascade. Bases 304 to 798 code for a protein of 164 amino acids.